Messenger RNA from Emiliania huxleyi CCMP1516, 565 nucleotides. RefSeq lists its product as hypothetical. The coding region runs from base 1 to 291 and encodes 96 amino acids. The transcript is spliced from 4 exons. Lineage: Eukaryota; Haptophyta; Isochrysidales; Noelaerhabdaceae. The record is from RefSeq and is a predicted model, not a curated record.
AUGACGCCUCAGGCGGACCUCUUCCGGAUCGAGAGCCGGCUCAAGGGCAUCAACGCGUUUGCGCCAAUCCUGCGCACCGAGAAGGCGCAGGUGGAGUCCAAGGCGUGCUGCGGGUGGGUCAAGGGCGAGGUGGUCGCCCACAUGUACUGUGACGAGUUCGUGCCGCUAGAAACGGAAGCCGUGUCCACGUUCAUGCCGCCCGGGAUGGUUGCUCCCUACCAAGUGAAGCUCGACAGUGGCGAGCUCAUCUGGGCGCCCGAGGAUGUCAACAACCUGAUCCGCAAGGCCUGAGGGGGGAAGGAGGGGCGCGCGGCGAGGAGGGGCGCCUAGGACUCGCCGCCCGCACGCCGCAAGCCCCUCCUCUUCCCGCGCAGCGUACGCCUUGCGCGCAAGGGAGUACGGGCGCGAGCGUCCGGACUGUGGCGCGGAGAGUGAGGAGCAGAGAGCGGUGUUUAGAGAGAACGAGAGAGCCGAGAGCAAGACAGAACGCUUUGUAGAGCGGUCCUUGUACUUGAGGGACUACGAGGAGGAUACACAGAGAGCGAUAUAUCGAGACUUAUAAAGU